Messenger RNA from Hypomesus transpacificus, 1885 nucleotides. It is a transcript of the gene cgref1, whose product is annotated as cell growth regulator with EF-hand domain 1. The record is from RefSeq and is a predicted model, not a curated record. The transcript has 6 exons. Lineage: Eukaryota; Metazoa; Chordata; Actinopteri; Osmeriformes; Osmeridae. Gene Ontology annotation, molecular function: calcium ion binding. The coding region runs from base 240 to 956 and encodes 238 amino acids.
GAGAGAGAGAGAAUGGGGGGAAAAGAGAGAGGUAUAUAUCUACCGCAGACCGUCUGGCUACUAGUACAUGACACGUCCGCCGUCCGGGGUUCCACGUGGACUCUGUUAUUGAACAAAACUGAGCCAGUUGACUUUGCCGCUGCGCAGUGCAGACUGAGACUGAGAGGGCGGUCUAACAUUGUAUGAUCCACCCGCUAUGAAUUGGAAUCUAGAAGUCACAACAGAACAGCGACCGUACAAUGCUUCUGUCUGUUUACACAUCUGAAAUGCCGACGGGUAUGUUGGUUACAGGUGUGCUGUCUCUCAUACUGCUGGCGCCCCACAGUUUGUGUGCGCCGCAGGUAACUGGCUCUCAAAGGGAGGAGUCCGAAACUCCGCCCCCACUAGCCAAUCCUUUUGGGUCUGGGGAGGAGAACCGCGAACUGCUGCAGAAAUACAUCAAGGGCAGUGUGAAGCAGGGCCAGCCAGAGCCUGUUCUCAACACCUGGGAUCAAGAGGUGUUCUUCCUGUUUUCUCUCCAUGACUACGACCGCAGCGGUCACAUGGAUGGCUUGGAAUUGAUGAAGCUCAUUUCAGACUACAACAUCCACAAGGCACCAGGCACACUGUCAGCUGAUACGGUGGUGUCCAUGGUAGAUUUCCUCCUGCAGACUCGGGAUCUAAACCAGGAUGGCCUUUUGGCACCCUCCGAGCUUCUCUCCCCUCCCAUACCCCAACAGGACUCCAAUUCCCACAAUGCACCUCUCUUACAGGAACCAGUAGGAGACCAGGAACCACACCAGGAAGAGGUAGAACCGCAGCAGAAACAGGAAGAUCAGCCAAUGGAGCAGGAAGAACUACAAAUCCCAGAGGCUCCUGCAGAACUGGAGCAGGAAGAACUACAAAUCCCAGAGGCUCCUGCAGAACUGGAGCAGGGGAACGGUGCCCAAGUGCACCUUGGACAGCCUGAGAUGUGAACAGACAGUCUCAUGAAGAGCCACAGUUUUACAACACACACACACACACACACGUACUGUACUAUAGUAACAAACAAAAGAAAUCACUCCAAAAGACUUACCUUGGACUGAUAGAUUGGUAUACACAGUCACACACAGACACACCAUACUCUGACCCCUAAUAGCAAUCAGUCCAGUCUACAGGAUUACACAACACUAUUUCUCAUCCUUUACAGUUGCUUUUAACUUUUUUCCCCUGAUUUUUAUCAAAUGCUUUUCUUUGAAUUUCAAGGUACUCUCGUGUAACCUUCUAUCACAUCUGACGUCUCAGUGGUGUGGUAUUGAUGCUGCUGUUGACAGCCGCUCCAGGUCUGCACCUUGAGAUCUCCUUAUGGGGCUGAGAAGUGCAAGACAUUCCCAGACGAUUAUGCAAUAACCAUUUGCUGAAACCAACUAAAGAAGCCAUACAUUAUCCUUAUGGAAUAUACGAUAUGCUGAUGUCAGAACGCAGCAAAAUCAAGUUUCUCCCGAUGACCCCCGAUUGAAAAAAAAAACGUCUGCCUGAUUUUUACAUCCAACAGCAAAGGCCUAUGGCAUUUCACUGACCUGAGUAGAGGCUCAGUCUGCAACACCAGGGUCGUUGGAAAAUUUAAAAAAGGUUUUAACCCGUCAAAAGAUGACUGAAUCUGCCUGGCUCAAACCUUUGCUUAUGCAACAGUCCAGUCUGAUGAUUCUGGCAUUGCACAUCCACCUGCAGAGUCUUGGAAAUACAAGGCUUCCCUACUACGCUAGGAAAAUGUAACAAAUGUAAAUGCCAGACCACAUGCAACGUCAUGUAAUUUCACGUUACCCGUGUUGAUUUUUCUAAGAAUCUGGAAUUCAGUGUUUUUGUUGUACAUUUCCUGAGUGAAGGUUUGUAUAUUUUUAAUAAAGCAGCUGCGCCAUUGUUA